UUCUCUGCCUCUGUCUCCCUGACUGCCAAUUUAUUUUUUUGGCUUCUUGGCCCUUGUCGGGUCGACUGGAUCCAAGGAACAAUUUCGCAUUUUUUUCAUGGGUUUUUGAGAAUUCUGAUUCGCUGCGCCUACAACUUGAACUAUGUUCUGCUGUGGAGGUGCAGAGGAGGAAACCCUCGGUCCACCAGCUAAUCAAUAUACUGCACCCCCUAGAGGAGGAAACACAUAUGGUGGCGGUGGCGGGAGAGGAGAGCCAAGGGGUUCCAACGUGGUCAAAAGUGGAGCUCCACAGAAAGUAUUACCCAUUGAAAUACCGGCUCUAUCAUUGGAUGAAUUAAAUAGGAUGACUGCUAACUUUGGCACAAAGGCUUUGAUUGGGGAAGGCUCUUACGGCCGUGUGUUUUAUGCAAAACUAAGUAAUGGUAUGGCUGCAGCAAUAAAGAAACUAGAUGCCAAUUCAUCACAAGAGCCUGACACUGAUUUUGCAGCUCAGUUAUCAAUUGUUUCAAGACUUAAGCACGAGCAUUUUGCUGAGUUGCUCGGGUAUUGUUUGGAAGCAAAUAACCGGAUCUUGGUAUAUCAGUUUGCGGUAAAGGGUUCUUUACACGAUAUAUUGCAUGGGAGGAAAGGUGUGCAAGGAGCUGAGCCUGGUCCAGCUCUGAGCUGGAACCAGAGAGUUAGGAUUGCCUAUGGGGCAGCAAAAGGGCUUGAGUUUUUGCAUGAAAAGGUUCAGCCUCCUAUAGUUCAUCGUGAUAUCAGAUCCAGCAAUGUCCUACUCUUUGAUGACUUUCUAGCAAAAAUUGCUGAUUUUAACUUGUCAAAUCAGUCUUCUGAUACCGCAGCUCGGCUGCAUUCAACUAGAGUCUUGGGAACAUUUGGCUACCAUGCUCCAGAGUAUGCCAUGACAGGGCAGAUAACUCAGAAAAGUGAUGUUUAUAGUUUUGGAGUUGUUCUCCUGGAGCUCUUGACAGGUAGAAAGCCAGUAGACCAUACCAUGCCCAAAGGUCAACAGAGUCUUGUUACUUGGGCAACACCAAGAUUGAGCGAGGACAAAGUGAAGCAAUGUGUAGAUCCCAAGCUAAACAAUGACUACCCACCAAAGGCCGUUGCUAAGUUGGCAGCAGUUGCAGCACUUUGUGUUCAGUACGAGGCAGAUUUCAGGCCAAACAUGACAAUCGUUGUGAAGGCUCUCCAGCCACUUCUUAACUCAAAACCGGCCGGCCCAGACUCUCGUGCCUAGAAUAUUUACCUCAG
Corylus avellana is the source of this 1254-nucleotide messenger RNA. RefSeq names its product Protein kinase superfamily protein. The record is from RefSeq and is a predicted model, not a curated record. Gene Ontology annotation, biological process: protein phosphorylation. Gene Ontology annotation, molecular function: protein tyrosine kinase activity; ATP binding. NCBI's taxonomy places the organism in Eukaryota, Viridiplantae, Streptophyta, Magnoliopsida, Fagales, Betulaceae.